GCCCCGACAAUACCAAUCAGUCGGCGGCGGAUUCUCUGGCGGAUAGAAACAAACAAACAUCUCAUUAGUCUUCAAGAAACUCCCGAUCAAAGCCUUCUUCUCCUCCGUCAGAGCGAGCUUCGAGACUCGCCAGCCAUGGCGAUCUCAUUACCUCUUCUAUUACUCCUUUCUUCGUUCUUGCUGUUAUUCCUUCUCCCCGUCCGAUCAUCACCGUCUUCAGAUGCGAUGGAGGAGCUGCUGAGAAGAGUGGAGAGCCAGCGAUCUCCUACUUCCGUCCAGGAAGCCGCUGCCAAAGCGCUUCUUGAGAGACUGCUCCCCAGCCAUGUAUCCAGCUUCAGCUUCAAGAUUGUUGGCAAGGAUGUUUGUGGAGUUUCCAGUUGCUUUAGGAUAAGUAAUAUCAAAAACUCCAGCAGCAAUGGGCCAGAGAUCAUGAUUGAAGGUACUACAGCAGUAGAGGUUGCAGCUGGUUUCCAUUGGUAUUUAAAAUAUUGGUGUGGUGUACAUGUAUCAUGGGACAAGACUGGUGGCAGUCAAGUGGGUUCAGUUCCUCAGCCAGGAUCACUUCCACCUGUAGAGGAUGAAGGCAUAAAUAUUAAACGCCCUGUUCCGUGGAACUACUAUCAAAAUGUUGUAACUUCAAGUUAUUCUUUUGUCUGGUGGGACUGGAAAAGAUGGGAAAGAGAGAUUGACUGGAUGGCUCUUCAAGGAAUUAACUUGCCUCUGGCAUUUACUGGUCAAGAAGCCAUUUGGAAAAAGGUUUUCAAGGAUUUUAAUGUGAGCAGUGAAGAUUUGAACAAUUUUUUUGGUGGGCCAGCCUUUCUUGCUUGGGCACGAAUGGGAAACUUGCAUGGAUGGGGUGGACCACUUUCUGAAGACUGGUUAGAUCAACAGUUGAUCCUACAGAAACAAAUUCUAACUCGAAUGAUACAGUUAGGAAUGACACCUGUGUUGCCAUCAUUCUCUGGAAAUGUUCCAGCUGCAUUUAAGGAUCUAUUUCCAUCAGCCAGUAUAACCAGGCUUGGGGAUUGGAACACUGUUUCUGGUGAUCCACGAUGGUGUUGUACAUAUCUUCUUGAUCCAUCUGAUUCAUUAUUUGUUGAAGUAGGAGAAGCUUUUAUCAAGCAACAGAUAAAAGAAUACGGGGAUAUAACUGACAUCUACAAUUGUGAUACAUUCAAUGAAAAUUCACCGCCAACAAAUGACCCGGCAUAUAUCUCAUCCCUUGGUGCUGCUGUUUAUGAAGCUAUGUCUAAAGGUGACAAUAAUGCAGUAUGGCUAAUGCAGGGUUGGUUAUUUUCAUCCGAUGCAACAUUUUGGAAGCCAGCUCAAAUGAAAGCACUUUUGCAUUCUGUACCUAUUGGAAAGAUGAUUGUUCUUGAUUUAUUUGCUGAUGUCAAACCCAUAUGGAAAAAGUCUUCUCAAUUUUAUGGUGUUCCCUAUGUCUGGUGUAUGCUACACAAUUUUGGUGGAAACAUUGAAAUGUACGGAAUACUUGAUGCAAUUUCAUCAGGUCCUAUUGAUGCCCGUGUCAGCAAAAAUUCAACCAUGGUUGGUGUUGGCAUGUGCAUGGAAGGAAUUGAGCAUAACCCUGUUGUCUAUGAGUUAAUGUCUGAAAUGGCAUUCCGUAGUCAGAGAGUUCUAGUUGAGGGAUGGUUAAAAAGCUACUCAUAUAGACGAUAUGGCCAAGCGAAUACCAAAAUGGAGGAAGCAUGGAAAAUUCUAUAUAGCACAAUUUACAAUUGUACUGAUGGAAUUGCAGAUCAUAACAAGGACUUCAUAGUUGAAUUUCCAGACUAUGGUCCGUACUUUGGAAGUCCACAAAUUUCUAAAGAAGACCCUUUUCACAAGCUUCAUGUAAAGAAGAGAAGAUUUGCUUUUAGGGAGAUUAAUUCUGACAGACCACAUCCACAUUUAUGGUAUUCAACUGAGGAAGUGAUUGGAGCACUGAAGUUAUUUCUUGAUGCAGGAAAUGAUAUUUCUGGAUGUCAUACAUAUAGAUAUGACCUGGUUGAUUUAACCAGACAAGUGCUAUCUAAAUUAGCAAAUGAAGUGUACUUAGAUGUUAUGAAGGCUUACAAGAAACAUGACGCUGAUGGACUGCUCAUCCAAAGCCAAAAGUUUCUGGAACUCAUUGAGGAUAUUGACACUCUAUUAGGUUCUGACGACAACUUCCUGUUGGGAACCUGGUUGGAAAGCGCAAAGGCACUUGCAUUAAGUGAGAAAGAUAGAAAGCUGUUUGAAUGGAAUGCAAGAACACAAAUAACCAUGUGGUAUGACACCGCGAAGUUCAAUCAGAGUAAACUUCAUGACUAUGCGAACAAAUUUUGGAGUGGACUACUGAAGAGCUAUUAUCUACCAAGAGCUUCCAUGUAUUUCAGCUAUCUAUCAACAAGUUUGAAAAAGAACACUUAUUUUCCUCUUGAGACAUGGAGAAGAGAAUGGAUUUCGUAUUCUAACAGUUGGCAAGCUGGGCAGGAACUGUAUACUGUGAAAGCCAAAGGGAAUGCUCUUGCCAUUGCAAAGACAUUGUUCAGUAAAUACAUAGGCUGAACUUUGCAGAGCUGAUCCUAAUUGUUUGGAUUUACAAGCAAUGUUUCUCAUAUAGUGGAUUUCAUUAUUAAAUUGCUUCUAUUUUUAAUCCCAAUCUGCAAGCAAAAUGAACAAGUGUUUUGCCAUAUGAAAAGGGGAAAUGUGUGCAUAUAACAGUGAGUGAGCUGAAGUUGUCCCAUUGUCUGUAUCAUGAAUUAGGUGCUAAAAUAAUUAGCAGAUCCUUUUGUUUAAUUUUUUGUAGUUUAUGUUUGUCUUGUAAACCCUAAAAAAUGAUUUUAUCCGGUUGGGUCUCAGCUUUAGUUACUCUAAAAUUAUGUUUAUCUGUUUUUUUUUUAUUAGAAGA
This is a messenger RNA of Dioscorea cayenensis subsp. rotundata (Guinea yam), 2893 nucleotides long. Its product is annotated as alpha-N-acetylglucosaminidase. NCBI's taxonomy places the organism in Eukaryota, Viridiplantae, Streptophyta, Magnoliopsida, Dioscoreales, Dioscoreaceae. The record is from RefSeq and is a predicted model, not a curated record. Bases 136 to 2550 code for a protein of 804 amino acids. The transcript has 19 exons.